AUGUCCAUCCCAUAUUCUUGUCUUCGUCUCAUCGCAAGCAAAGCCCCGCGUUCUCGCAAAACAUUCAAUCUCCACAUCCCUUGUUAUGUGAAGCCACACUCUUCUGCUCGCCGUACAGGUAUUACCAAUGUGGACAUUGAUAAAAUCGAGAUUGCCGUGGCUGCUGUUCCACGCGACGGGGCAGCUAAUAUUGCAGUGUCGCACAUCUUCGCAGAGAUCUUUAAAGUUUCAAAAUCGAGCGUGGGAGUUAUUCGUGGCGCGAAAUCACGAGAGAAAAUCGUGUGUGUGGCCGACCUGGAUAUCGGAGACGACGGCGAAGAAGCAUACUUGCAGCGUGCGACACAAAAAUUAGAGGCCGCUGUCAAGACACGAGACUCCUAG
This is a messenger RNA of Penicillium robsamsonii, 381 nucleotides long. RefSeq names its product DUF167 domain-containing protein. The record is from RefSeq and is a predicted model, not a curated record. The transcript has 2 exons. Gene Ontology annotation, cellular component: cytoplasm. The coding region runs from base 1 to 381 and encodes 126 amino acids. Lineage: Eukaryota; Fungi; Ascomycota; Eurotiomycetes; Eurotiales; Aspergillaceae.